AUGAUCAGACAGGCAUCGUCAUUCGUACAUAACGAGAAGUUUCCUGAGAUGGACGAGUUGGGAUUGAAUCCUCCUGUCGAUCCGCCGCCAGCAAGCCCCGAGAUUGAUGCAUUGUUCGAAUUGUAUAGGGCAGUUGCUCGAGGAGAUGAUGACAUUGUUCGGUCCAUGGUGUCAGAGGGACGGCCUCUGAGUAAAUUGAAUUCCCUCAAAGCCUCACCGGUCCUCCUCUCGGUGUGGAAUAACGAUCCUCGGAUGUUAUCGAUGCUUUUGGAGUCCGGCGCUGACGGCAGUAGCAUCGAUAGAAAAAGUGGUUUCGCUCCGCUGCAUCAUGCUGCUAUGUGUGAGGGAGCAGCGGAGUGCAUAAAGGUCUCUCUUCUGGUGUAUUGUGGCGCAUCUGUGAAAGCGGCUGAUCCUGGCGGAGUUACUCCAGUGGAGGCGGCAGAUGAUCGGGAUGAUAUGAUCGAGGCUUUGAUCGGCCGGAGUUCAUUGCAGAGAAGAUUGCUCGACAGAUCGUUGUCGGCGCCCUUGGGUGGAGACUUGUAUCGAUUCGAAGCUCCAUCGGCUCCAGUGCCUCAACGGAUCUCCUUCGAUGGUGUUCUUGUUGAUGUCAAGGGCUCAGAGUUGAGUUUGCUCUCUUUCGAGAUGAACGGGGAUCCUCUCAGUGUUGUAGCAGCAGCUGGAAUGACGGCCAGCUUCUACCACGUGAUGGUUCAUGGCAUGGCAGAGGACACUGGCAUCAAGGUGCCAACUUGGUUCGAUGAGGAUGGGGAAGCUGGCAGUCCUGAGAUUGGCAGUGCCAAUUUGGCACGCUGCUAG
This is a messenger RNA of Perkinsus marinus ATCC 50983, 816 nucleotides long. RefSeq lists its product as hypothetical. NCBI's taxonomy places the organism in Eukaryota, Perkinsozoa, Perkinsida, Perkinsidae. The record is from RefSeq and is a predicted model, not a curated record. The transcript is spliced from 7 exons. Bases 1 to 816 code for a protein of 271 amino acids. Gene Ontology annotation, molecular function: protein binding.